Messenger RNA from Strongylocentrotus purpuratus (purple sea urchin), 539 nucleotides. Its product is annotated as mucin-like protein. The record is from RefSeq and is a predicted model, not a curated record. The transcript is spliced from 2 exons. NCBI's taxonomy places the organism in Eukaryota, Metazoa, Echinodermata, Echinoidea, Camarodonta, Strongylocentrotidae. The coding region runs from base 72 to 539 and encodes 155 amino acids.
CUGUAAAAGCAGAAGAUGAUUUGAGAGCAGACGGUUUUUCAAUCGUCUUUGAUAACGGUAUCGCCCUCAAGAUGACCACACACGAUGAUGCACUCACCAUACUCGUCACCAUUCCAAACAGGUUCAAAUACAACACGCACGGCAUGCUGGGAACGUGGAAUGAUGAUCAGAGUGAUGAUCUACAAAGACCUGAUGAUGACGUCAUUAUACCGGCAACCUCGUCCAUGGAGACAAUAUUCCAUGAGUUUGGAAAUACUUGGCGUGUCAAGAAGAACGAGUCUUUGUUCUACUACAGACCGGGAUACAACCAAUCAUCGUAUACGAACUAUAACUACACACCUUCACUGAUAGAACCAACUUUCUCAUUGGAUGAUCGUAUUGGUCACGUGUGCGGCACUAGCCAAUUAUGUGCAUUUGAUCUGUUAGUGACUGCAAGAGAGGAGUUUGCUGGCCAGACGUUAAGGGCCAUUGAGCAAUAUCAAUCUACAAGAAAAGAUCUAGAACCAGGUAUUGGACAUUAUCAAACCCAAAGAAGAUAA